UCUGUAACACAAAUUGAACGGCAUCAGUGGGAUAAAGGUGAGAUAUCUUCUCCGGAUUUACAAGCUCUGGAUGAGGCGCCAUCAAUCCAAGGCGAUUACGAUCCGCAUGGUCAGCUCCAGCCAUUCUGGUACGAUUUCUUGAGGAAACCAGCAUUGCGAGACCUCAUUUUAUGUGAAAAAUGGAGCCGACCAGAUUACCUGCAUUGA
Gongylonema pulchrum is the source of this 207-nucleotide messenger RNA. The record is from the annotation of a GenBank genome assembly. Lineage: Eukaryota; Metazoa; Nematoda; Chromadorea; Rhabditida; Gongylonematidae.